This is a messenger RNA of Chaetura pelagica (chimney swift), 1761 nucleotides long. RefSeq names its product poly(A) binding protein, cytoplasmic 1-like (gene PABPC1L). Gene Ontology annotation, cellular component: ribonucleoprotein complex. The transcript is spliced from 13 exons. Gene Ontology annotation, molecular function: RNA binding. The record is from RefSeq and is a predicted model, not a curated record. Lineage: Eukaryota; Metazoa; Chordata; Aves; Apodiformes; Apodidae. The coding region runs from base 1 to 1761 and encodes 586 amino acids.
AUGAACGCCAGUGGCCCUGGCUAUCCGUUAGCCUCUCUCUACGUGGGGGACCUCCACCCAGACGUGACUGAAGCCAUGCUCUACGAGAAGUUCUCCCCUGCUGGGCCCAUCAUGUCCAUCCGCGUCUGUCGGGACGUGGCCACACGCCGAUCGCUGGGCUAUGCCUACAUAAACUUCCAGCAGCCUGUGGAUGCUGAGCGGGCCCUGGACACCAUGAACUUUGAAGUGAUCAAAGGUCGUCCCAUCCGCAUCAUGUGGUCCCAGCGGGACCCUGGGCUCCGGAAAUCAGGUGUUGGAAAUGUCUUCAUCAAGAACCUGGAUGACUCCAUUGAUAAUAAAGCCCUGUAUGACACAUUCUCUGCCUUUGGAAACAUCCUGUCGUGCAAGGUGGUUUGUGAUGAGAACGGGUCCCGUGGCUAUGGCUUUGUUCACUUUGAGACCCACGAGGCAGCGACUCGGGCCAUCGAGACCAUGAAUGGGAUGUUGCUCAAUGACAGGAAGGUAUUUGUUGGCCAUUUCAAGUCCCGCAAAGAGCGCGAGGCCGAGUUUGGGGCGCGGGCGAUGGAGUUCACCAACGUCUACAUCAAAAACUUUGGGGAUGACAUGGAUGAUGACAGACUGAGGGAAAUAUUCUCCAAGUUUGGGAAGACACUGAGUGUCAAAGUCAUGAUGGACAGCACUGGCCGCUCCAAGGGCUUUGGGUUUGUCAACUUUGAGAAGCACGAAGAAGCCCAAAAGGCAGUGGCCGACAUGAACGGGAAGGAGAUCAACGGGCGGCUGGUCUAUGUGGGCCGAGCCCAGAAGCGGCUGGAGCGCCAGAGUGAGCUGAAGAGGAAAUUCGAGCAGAUCAAGCAGGAGCGAGUGAGCAGGUACCAGGGUGUCAACCUGUAUGUGAAGAACCUGGAUGAUGGGAUAGAUGAUGAGAGGCUGAGGAAGGAGUUCUCUCCCUAUGGCACCAUCACCAGUGCCAAGGUGAUGACAGAGGGUGGCCACAGCAAAGGGUUUGGGUUUGUAUGUUUUUCCUCCCCAGAAGAGGCUACCAAGGCCGUGACAGAAAUGAACGGGCGGAUCGUCAGCACCAAACCUCUCUAUGUCGCGCUCGCUCAGAGGAAAGAGGAGAGGAAAGCAAUCCUCACCAACCAGUACAUGCAGAGACUGGCCACCAUGAGGGCUCUGCCCGGCCCUCUCCUGGGCUCCUUCCAGCCCCACCCGGGGUACUUCCUACCCCCCAUCCCUCAGCCACAAACCAGAGCUGCCUUCUACAGCCCCAGCCCAGUUGUCCCCAUCCGUCCUGCCGCCCGCUGGACUGCACAGCCCUCCCGGCCACCCCCGUAUCCUGCAGCCACCCCCAUCCUGAGGGCUGCUGCCCAGCCCCGCCGCCUGCUCUCCAACAUCAGCACCAUGAGACAAGCCUCCACCCAAGUGCCCCGUGUGCCCUCCCAGGCCCAGAGAGUGGGAGAACCUGCUGUGCACGUGCAAGGGCAGGAACCACUGACAGCAUCCAUGCUUGCAGCAGCCCCUCCUCAGGAGCAGAAGCAGAUGAUAGGUGAGCGGCUCUACCCUCUGAUCCAGGCGCUGCAUCCCUCCCUGGCCGGGAAGAUCACUGGGAUGCUGCUGGAGAUCGACAACUCGGAGCUGCUGCUGCUCCUGGAGUCUCCUGACUCCCUACAUGCCAAGAUAGAGGAGGCAGUGGCUGUUCUCCAAGCACACCAGGCCACCGAGGCCCCUCACAAGAGCAGCUCCAUGCCAUUCCUGCAGUGA